This is a messenger RNA of Eurytemora carolleeae, 843 nucleotides long. RefSeq names its product autotransporter adhesin UpaG. The transcript is spliced from 4 exons. The record is from RefSeq and is a predicted model, not a curated record. Lineage: Eukaryota; Metazoa; Arthropoda; Copepoda; Calanoida; Temoridae. The coding region runs from base 66 to 692 and encodes 208 amino acids.
ACUGUUUUAUACAUUACACAGCUGAUAUACAGGGUGUCCCACAUCAUAAUGGAUCGAUCGUUAUAAUGGUUCUAAAGAUGUAUAUCUGGAUUCUCCUGGUUCUAGUUGCAACUGCAAAAUGUGGUUUCUGUCCAGGAUUUCCAUUCUGUGAUGAAAAAGCUAAUCCUGUCUCAAGCAGUGCAGUGGAACAUGUUAUCACCAAGGAUUACGCAAAUGUAAAUGGAGAUAACUAUAUAGUGACUGGUGACAGUGCUAUUAUAACAGGAAACGUCAACGUAGUGCACGGAAAAAAAUCCAAAGUAAGCGGCGACGAAAAUAUUGCCAACGGCGACAAUGCUCAUGUCGAGGGGAAAAAUAACGUGGUCAACGGCGACAAUUCAGCUGUCAUCGGUAACGACAAUGUGAUAAACGGAAAAAGUCACCAAGUGACCGGAGACUAUAACGUCGCAAACGGUGAUAACGGGAAAAUCCAAGGAGAUUGGAAUAAGGUGACCGGAAAUGGAAUAAAGGUGUACGGGAACUGGAACCGGAUCUGCGGGAAUGAUGUUGAAGUGAAGGGGAAUGACAACGCUGUUAUCGGGAAAAGGUUUAAGCUGGCUGGGAGCAAUGUUGGAAAAGAAGUGGAAAUUGAUCCAAAGAAAGUAUUUUCAAUUUGCAGUGAUGCAAGUUUUGAUGCUCUAAAGCCAAGAUAAUCUAAGAAAUGGGAAAAAAUCUUAAACCUAUUUUUUGAUAUAUUUGCAAUCAUUAAAGUUAUAAAUAUCAAUAACAUUUAGAUAUCCUAUUUAAUUUCCUAUUCUUGAAUUCGUUCUAAUUUUAUAGAAAAUAUACAAUUUCAUCAAAUAU